This is a messenger RNA of Exserohilum turcica Et28A, 3096 nucleotides long. RefSeq lists its product as uncharacterized. Lineage: Eukaryota; Fungi; Ascomycota; Dothideomycetes; Pleosporales; Pleosporaceae. Gene Ontology annotation, cellular component: cytoplasm; cell septum. The transcript is spliced from 3 exons. Gene Ontology annotation, biological process: establishment of cell polarity; positive regulation of G2/M transition of mitotic cell cycle. The record is from RefSeq and is a predicted model, not a curated record. The coding region runs from base 1 to 3096 and encodes 1031 amino acids.
AUGGUGAGUAGUUCCCCCCUCCACCCCCCUCCCCUCGCCGAGCACACACAGCCUGUCCCGCCGCCCCAGGAAACACGCGCGCAUGCCGUAUUCGCCAGGAAAAAGAAACAGGCCAAAGAGGGGGACACGGGAGACGAGGCAAUGCUGGCAGUGCUAGUGCUGGCCGAAGUGGCGACCGACCGAGCACAGGAGCUGGACCGCCUGUAUCAAAUGCGAAACCCUCCCCGCCGCGGACACACGCCUCAGCUGUCCAUCAGCGAUGACAACCACCAUGUUACAGAGGCCAUAGGCGACAUGUACGGCGGAGACAGCGACACCGAGUCCAACAGACGCAGCCUGCGGCCCCUCAGCUUCCUGCCCAGCCCCAACGGCGACUCCAUCGCCCUUGACCCCUUCGACCCCUUCCCCAACUCGCCUCCUGCGCGAUCCCCGCUACGCCCGCAAAUGCCCUACGACCACCCCGCGACCCCAACCAGCCCGAAUGGCGCCCCGGACGCGCCCCCGACCAAGGCCUCGAUGGGCCGGGACCCCUCCAACAGCGGCCAAAUGUCGCCCCCGCUGUCUCGCUCAAACUCGGAUACCGCGUCCCAUCAGUUCCCCCUCAACAAUCUGGACUACGAGUCGAGUCCUGCUGGUUUGGCUCAGGAGCUGAGUAAUCUGCAGGCUAUACGGAGGAUGUCCAUGGGUGUUAACAAUGCCGAUCCCGAUCUGCCCUCGUUCAAGUCGGCAAACUCGCCCCCGUCUCCGCCGGCCACGUCGGCGGAAGACGAGUCGAAUCUGUUCUGGGUUCCUGCGCGAUUGCAUCCCGAAUUGGCACCCAUGGAGUUCAAGACAUUUAUCGAGGACAAGAUUGACAAGACGAGGCGCCGCUCGGGGGACUCCGACUCGCUGUUUCCGGACAAUGCUCUGGGGCGCUCGGGCUCGGGUGCCGGGCUGCGGCGGAAGAAGUCGAUGCUGUCGAGGCAGAUUGACACGGGCGCAGGCUACAAGGACGGGGCGGAGAGGCUCGAGAGGAAGCGCUCUGGCGCCUCACCGCCCAGCGGAGGCCUGGCUAACCUCCAGGAGCUCGAGAACAUCCAGGAGGAUCCCGCGUUACGCAUGAGACGCAUGAGCAUCGACCACAAGAACACGAGUCCAGAUGGCGACAUGGGCGACGAUGGAGACUUGCCCAUUGUGCCGGGCAGUAAGAUGGGUGGCCUCGGUACACUGAAGCGAUCUACACGCACCACGUACAGACGUGGCAGCCUACGUAAGGGAGGUCCGGCCCUCUCGCGGCGUCUUGUUAGCAAUCGACAAGCAGAAACCGAUACGGAAGACUCUCCAUCCACAUCACCCGUGCAUUCGGCCGAAGGCAUUCCCGAAGUCCCUCCGCUGCCACUUGCGCGCACCCACUCGGAGCCCGUCAACUCCGCCUUUGAGGGCUCCAACGCCAACUUUGCAAGGCCACACCUGAACCGCUCGGCGUCGGGCCUUGCUUCAGAGAGGCCGGGUUCUGCCGAAGAACCUCAACGGUCAGCCUCUACCGAGCCCCAGUCACAGGCCCAAUCGCCGCCGCAGGCCAGGAAAUUUCACUCCAGAAUCGCUUCGAAUGGCCGGACAACGGCACCUCUACCAGGUUACACGCCUCCACAACACGUGCCGCAGAUCAUCGAGACACCCCCGCAGGAACAGGAAAGGAAACCACCGCUGCAGCUACCUGAACGUUCGUCUUCACGCCAACUCCCGCCGUCCUCGCAGCCACUUCCGCCGCCCUCGCAGCAGCAGCCAGCUGGCCCUCGCAGCUACCCCCAGCCUCAAUCCCAGCCCCCGACCCAGCGACAGAACCCUUCGACCCGACCGAACCGCCAUGCUCAGGCUGCACAGGCGUCUCCCAUUAAACCUUCCCAGUCCAUGGACGAUUUAGUAAGACAUGCGUCACCGAUGCCGGGCACUACAAACAGAGUUGACUCGCUGUCCAUUAUACCGACGGCUCCUGAGGAGAAGAAGUCGGACAAGAAGUCCAAGGAAAAGAAGGAUAGCUCUGACGGAGGUCCGAGGAAAACAAGCUGGGGCUGGUUCAGCGGCGACAAGGAAAAGGAAAAGCACGAAAAGGACAGGGACAGGGAUGGCGCUAAGAAGAUCAAGAACAAGCUCAGCAAGCCUCAAGAAAAGGGCCAUGACGACACCAGACUAGACCUGUUGCAGACAUCAAUACAAGGCGGUGGCCGUGGGCGUGAAAGCGUGGUGCUGGACCGUGACAGCGUCAAGCUGGAUGAGGAACGCAAAAAGGAGAGUGCGCGAAAGACGUCGAGCGACGGCAAGAAGGAGAAGGAGCCCGGUCUGCUGUCAUCUAUCUUUGGAGGUGGAAAGAAGAAGGGCGAAAAAGAGUCGUCUCAUAAGAAGAACGCUUCUCGCGGACUAUCACCAGACCCCCCGGCACGCAUCCUCAAGCCCGACAUUGACUACAACUGGACCCGAUUCUCGAUUCUCGAGGAACGCGCCAUCUACCGCAUGGCUCACAUCAAGCUUGCGAACCCCCGUCGCGAACUCUACUCGCAGGUUCUGCUGAGUAACUUUAUGUACUCGUACCUUGCAAAGGUGCAGCAGAUGCAUCCGCAAAUCUCCAUUGGCAACUCGAAGCAGGCAAAGCAGGCACAACAGGCGCAGCAAGCACAGCAGGCCGCGCAGCAGAAGAAAGAGCAGCAGCAACAGCUAGCCGCUCAGCAAGCGCAGCAAGCACAACAAGCAGCCCAGCAGCAGCAGCCAGAGGAGUUUGCUCAAUAUCAGCGGUACCAGCAGCAACAGCAGCAGCAGCAGUAUGAGCCAACAGAUAAGCCAAACGAGUGGCCUAGUGUCUACCAACAGCAAGAAAAUGGCUUCUCGCAACAACCCCAGCAAAACGCCAACCAUCAAAGAGGCGGAUCUCAAGGCAGCGCAUACAAUCAGCCCGCACGCGACUCACAUCACUCGAAUUACAGUGUCAAUGGCGGGGGCAACAAUAGCGGGUACAGCGUGGCCAAUGCCCAAAACUACCUGGGCCAGCCUAGCAAGAGCGGUUAUAAUCAUUAUGCGGAAUCGGACCAAGGCGCCAAGACCGCAGAUGAUGACAUGUGGUGA